AUCCGGCCCAGUAGGACGUCGAAUACCGAAUUGGAGUUUCCAGGGGAGAAGUUCUUACGUAUGAGUCGAAACUCCGCCUAUCAUCCGCACUAAACCCUUUUCAUCGACGUCCUCCGACCCAAAGCGAGCAAGCCGAGUCUAGCCUGAACUUGUCGACUCAGGGCUGCCUCGGGCUAUACCUACUACUAGUAUACUACGGAGUACUACUGUAUAGUUAGUACCGUCUAUACUUUACCUAUACCAUUCAUACCAUCCAAGUACACAAGCCAGUACUAAUCAACUUGCUCAACAUGCAUAUCCUGGUUGUGAACGACGACGGACCUCCCUCGCGCCGCCUGUCUCCAUACAUCCAGCCGCUGGUCUCCGCCCUCCAAGCCGCGGGCCACCUCGUCUCCGUCGCCAUCCCCGCCGCCUCGCGCUCCUGGAUCGGCAAGGCACAUCUCAUCGAAGCCUCCCUGAAAGCCACCUACGUCCCGCCGCAAGCCUUCCACAACGACGGCACCUGGAACGAGACCUACACCCACCCCGGGCCCAAUGACAAUGACACCGAUCCCCCCACCAAUGGCACAACCACUACAACCCGCGCAACCCCCAGCAGCGGCAACCCCAACGACGAAUGGGUGGUAAUCACCAACGGCACGCCGGCCAGCUGCGUGCAACUCGGGCUCUUCAACCUCUUCCCCGACCGGCCCCCGAUUGACCUGGUCAUCUCCGGCCCCAACCACGGCCGCAACGCCUCCACGAUCUACAACCUCUCGUCCGGCACGGUGGGCGGCGCCCUCGAGGCCGCCACCUGCGGCAAGCGCGGCAUCGCCAUCUCCUUCGGCAGCAAGGAGGAGCAGCCCGCGCUCGUCAUCGCGGCCGCCGCCCGCCUGGCCGUGCGCGUCGUCAACCACCUGAUCGCCCACUGGGACGAGCGCGUCGAGCUCUACAACAUCAACGUCCCCAUGCGCGACGACGUCGAGUCCCGGCCCGUGCUGUGGACCCGCACCCUCCCCUACUACUGGGCCAGGGGGUACCUCUACGCCGAGGCGGACAGUUCCACGCAACAAACCCAACAAGUCAACGGAGCCUCGGAGACGCAGCAACAGCCUGCAACGACACUCAGACAAAGGGACUUCAAAUGGGGCGCCCAGCUGUUGGACAUGAAGAAAGCGCUGCAGGCCAGUGAGGAGGGGACGGAUGCCCAUACCGUGCUGAAUGGGAGUACCAGGUAAGCAAGCAAGCUGGAUUUUGGCAUCAUUGGGGCAACGAGCAAAGGCGCGCCAUCGUGAGAGAAGAGCCAGCGGCGAGUGCUGCAACUCGUUCUCCGAUUCAACUUGCAUUUGUUCUUGAGAGUUACUGGGCUAAUUCUGGUGGGGUUUCCCUUGUCGCAUAGUGUCACCGCCCUUCGCGCGAACUUCUGGCAUGUUCCUGGCUUGGAGGGAACUUUGGAGUUGGAAUGAUGAUGAUGAUGA
Aspergillus aculeatinus CBS 121060 is the source of this 1457-nucleotide messenger RNA. RefSeq names its product 5'/3'-nucleotidase SurE. Gene Ontology annotation, cellular component: P-body. Gene Ontology annotation, molecular function: hydrolase activity. Lineage: Eukaryota; Fungi; Ascomycota; Eurotiomycetes; Eurotiales; Aspergillaceae. The transcript is spliced from 2 exons. Bases 291 to 1217 code for a protein of 308 amino acids. The record is from RefSeq and is a predicted model, not a curated record.